Molecule: messenger RNA, 810 nt
Organism: Mauremys reevesii (Reeves's turtle)
Lineage: Eukaryota; Metazoa; Chordata; Testudines; Geoemydidae
Product: zinc finger protein RFP-like
Exons: 2
Coding region: 1-810 (269 amino acids)
Molecular function (GO): zinc ion binding; protein binding
Source: RefSeq, a predicted model, not a curated record
AUGUGUGAAAAACACAACGAGGAUUUAAAAGUCUUCUGCCAAGAGGAUCAAACACCCAUUUGUGUGGUUUGCCACCUGUCCCGAGAUCACAGAGAACACACGGUGGUUCCCAUAGAGGAGGCUGCUGAGGAUUACAAGGGGGGAGGUUGCCUGGUUCACUCCCCAUCUGGGGCAGGUUCUGUCAGUGACACGAUCAGACCCUGCCCCAGGGCUGAGCUCUGCCCCUCACGCUCUGAUUCUCUCUCUGCAGCGAAUGUGACCCUGGAUCCAGACACGGCCCAUCCUGAACUCAUCCUGUCUGCGGAUCGGAGGAGUGUGAGAUAUGGAGGCGUAUGGCAGCAUCUGCCCGACAACCCUGAAAGAUUUGACACUAUGUGCUGUGUGCUGGGCUGUGAGGGAUUCACCUCGGGCCGACACUACUGGGAGGUGGAGGUGAAGGUGGAGAACAAGGAGUUCUGUUUUGUGGGGGUGGCCAGAGAGUCUGUGAGCAGGAAGGGACAGAUCUGCCCUAAACCUGAGCAGGGGAUCUGGGCUGUGCAGGUCUGGGAGGAUCAGUACCAGGCUCCCACAUCCCCUAUGCCGAUCAUCCCCUUGUCCCCAAGCCAGGCAUCCCACAGGAUCCGGGUUUAUCUAGACUAUGAAGGGGGCCGGGUGCAGCUUUUCGAUGCUCGUAGCGGGGAACCGAUCAUCACUUUCCCACCGGCCUCUUUUGCCGGAGAGAGAAUCCGCCCAUUCUUUCGGCUUAGCACUAUUGUCCCGCACUCCCCGGCUCGGGCUACUAUGCGGCUCCUCUACCUCCCACCCUCCUAA